This is a messenger RNA of Alternaria ethzedia, 1485 nucleotides long. RefSeq lists its product as uncharacterized. Gene Ontology annotation, biological process: positive regulation of transcription by RNA polymerase II. Bases 1 to 1485 code for a protein of 494 amino acids. The record is from RefSeq and is a predicted model, not a curated record. Lineage: Eukaryota; Fungi; Ascomycota; Dothideomycetes; Pleosporales; Pleosporaceae. Gene Ontology annotation, cellular component: nucleus. Gene Ontology annotation, molecular function: transcription cis-regulatory region binding; DNA-binding transcription factor activity. The transcript has 5 exons.
AUGGUGACCAACAACACAACGGCUAAGAGUGAAGUCGACUAUGCCUGCGAACCCAUGGACUACGAAGCCGCCUUGACCGAAUGGGUAAAGGACCGGAUCGUCAAUCCCCAGUAUCGGGUGACUGAGCUCCACGUGCUAUCCUUCAAGAUGAUAGCCGUGGCCAAAGAGGCCGCCAGGGUAUUCGAGAUCGGCGGAAGGGCCAAGAUCGAAGAGAUCGUGGAGAAAGGCUUGCACGAGGAGGCCGAAAGCUUAUUGCGCUCGGGUCGUGAUCCACUCCAACGACUGAAGCGCCUACUUGCGUUCCUGAGCAUGCAAGAUGUACCAUUCUAUGAUGAUCUCAUAGACGAGACAUCGGAGGAGGUGCAAGCUGUUCAGUACUACAACGUACGGAUACAGCCACAAUACAAGGCAUCCCAAGAAUUGGCACCCAACCCUGCCCUCGUGCUCUUCCCUCCGCAGGUCUUGCAUUUGCUUACUCCGUCCAUCCAUCAUGCGCUAGUCUGCCUGUCACUCAAUCAUUUCAUCUACAGUCUACCAUUAGGCGCAGGCCAUACAGCGGUGAUGGCGCGGACAAAAGUAUACCAACAUCGGGGGGCAGCUUUGCGAGCAUUGAGUCGCCAUAUUGCCCAGGACAAGACACGAUGCUCGGACAUGACUAUCACCACAAUUCUCAUGUUCAUGUGCUUAGAGCUCCAAAACCCCACCUUUGCGGAUGGACGUUCACACGUGAAUGCCAUGAAGCGGAUAGUUGACCUCAGAGGUGGACCCAAGCAGGUCAUGAAGGAAGCCCCGUACCUUAUCCAGCCGAUGGUGCUCUACCUACUUCCGUCAUGGGAUCAAGUCGACAUCAGCAACACUGCGGAGGAAAUGAGGGAAGAUAUAACCGACAUGUACAGUCUCAUUUUUCCGUACACGCUCUGUCCGCGAGAGCUCUUCACUGAGAUAUUGCGGACGAACCAGCUGCGCGCAAAAGCAUCUGCAGCAAUCCAGCUGUGUGAUUUCAACCCGGAUCAUGCACUCGAAGCUUAUGACGUCCUCGGCCGCAUCGAGGCCUUCCCCGUCGAGGACUGGGCGCGAGCUGGCACCUUCUGCACCGAAUGGCUGACUGUUGGUCUGGUGUACAAAUCCGCCGUCGCGCUCUACGCUACCUUGUCCCUUUGCCCACUCAUGGUCCUGCCGACGAUCCCUUCACUGCUCGAGAGCCAAACAGCUUACGGUGAUGUCCUGCUCAGCAACCUCGGCACUGCACUCAAGGCCCCGCGUAUGGCUAAGUUUAUGGUCUGGCCGCUGAUCGUCGCGGGUGUAGAAGCUAUGCAUCGCGGGGAAGGGACGCGCAACUGGAUCGAGGCGGGCUUGGAGGAUCUGAGCAGGACACUGGGAACGAGCUGUCCACUCAAAGUAUGCUCGGUGCUGAAGAGAUACUGGAAGGGCGGGGUUGCCGGGUGGGACGAGUGCUUCGAUCAAUCGUAUGUGUUUGCCAUCUAG